CAGCUUUAAUCAGACGGCCAUCUUUCGUUUCCCUUGUCCUUGCUAAAAAUCCCGAACAGUAACGUAACGACGCUGGGUCCUUCACGUACUCCAAGAAUAAUAAUCCCCUUCUCCCUCCCUCUCUCUCUCUCUCCCCCCUCCCUCUCUUUACACUGUUCUUUGUUCCCACUCGCUACCCUCCGCUCUCACCUGAAGAGAAUCUCUCUCUCAGAAGGCAAAGAGAGAGUGAGUCAUGGAUCUCAAAGUCCCACCUUUUGCUGUCAUCUUGAUACCCCUUCUAUUAUCCCACAUCUGGACCGGCGGCGACGCCGCCCACUCCCCCUCGCCCAGCCCGAAACCCGCGCCGGCCGCCCGGGGAACCGCCCCUCCGGUCGCCCGGGGCCCCGCCCCUCCGGUCGCCCGCGGCGGGCGGUCGACCCUGGACCCUCGGCAGCUGACGGCCCUCCAGUCGAUCGGCCUCUCCACCACCCGGGACCCCUGCGCCCUCCCCUCCCCACACGACAACGCCACCGCCUGCGACAACGCCGCCCCGUUCCGCCACCUCGUCUCCCUCCGGCUCGCCAACUGCUCCCCCGACGUCGACCUCUCCUCCACCGCCCUCAGCGCCCUCUCCACCCUUCGCUCUCUCUCCCUCCUCCACUGCCCCAUCCCCGCCCCACGCCGUCUGCCCACCCCCUUCGCCUCCUCCCUCCGCUCCUUCUCCUGCGUCUCCUCCCUCCGCCGCCUCACCGGCGUGUGGCUCUCCCGCCUCGUCAACCUCACCGACCUCGCCGUCGUCGACGUCCCCAUCUCCACCUCCAGCCCCACCGUCGUCCUUUCCCAGAUGCACCACCUCCGCUCCCUCACCAUCUCCCGCGCCAACCUCUCCGGUGGCCUCCCCCACCACUGGCACAAUGUCGACCUCGUCCACCUCGAUCUCUCCUCCAACACCCUCAAAGGCCCCAUCCCCAGCUCCAUUUCCGUCCUCGGCUACCUCGAGACCCUCAAUCUCAGCUCCAACGGUCUCGCCGGAACCCUCCCCGACUCGAUCGGCGACCUCGUCUUCCUCAAAAACGCUUCUUUUUCGCAGAACUCGCUCUCCGGCCCGAUCCCGACCUCCAUUUCCCAGCUUUCGAAUCUCACCCAUCUCGAUCUGAGCUCGAACCAGUUCAAUGGCAGCAUCCCGAGGUUCCUGUCAGAGAUGAAGGAGCUAAAGUUCCUAAAUUUGGAGAACAACAACUUCCAGGGAGUGAUCCCCUUCAAUACCACCUCCAUUAAAAAGCUGGAGGUCCUCAAAGUGCGCGGCAACAGCGAUCUCUGCUACAAUCACACACUGCUUUCUUCUAAGAUGAAGCUCGGGAUCGCACCCUGCGACAAAUACGGGCUGCCGGUGUCGCCGCCACCCGACAAGUCCUCUAAGUCGGACUCCGACUACUCCGACGACGAUGGCGAAGAUGAUGACAAUGGGGAUGCAAAGAAGAGAAGCGGAGGUCACCAUGGGCCGAGCAAGCUUGUUCUUGGGGUGGCGAUCGGGCUGUCGUGCUUGGUCUUCUUGGUGAUCUUCCUGAUUUGCCUCUCGAGGGUGUGUGGAUGAAGAUUAGAGGAUUGAGAGGAGGAAGAAGAAUUCGUAAUGGCUCUAAAGUUUUCUUUUCUUUUUCCGGUGAAUUAGAGUUGGGUUAAUGGUUUUAGAGCUAUUCUUUGUUACUUCGUUUUCUUCUGCAAUGGGUUUUGUAGCAGUGGCGUGAGUCGAGAUGAGUAUAGCGUUCACACAGGUGAUGGAGAAGCAUCUGGUCUCUGUAAUCCUCAUCUUUCCCGCAAUUAAAUUCAUUAUUAUUAUGGAUGUUAAUUUAUGCAA
Elaeis guineensis (African oil palm) is the source of this 1834-nucleotide messenger RNA. Its product is annotated as receptor-like protein 51. Gene Ontology annotation, molecular function: protein binding. The record is from RefSeq and is a predicted model, not a curated record. NCBI's taxonomy places the organism in Eukaryota, Viridiplantae, Streptophyta, Magnoliopsida, Arecales, Arecaceae.